GGUUCCCACUCGUUUCCCCUCCAAACCUCAAACCCUAGCACUUUCUCGUUUUCCAGCAAUCCUGGUUAUGGCUUUUGAUACAUAAUAUAUUUAAGGCCUUAAAACUUCUAUUCGGUUAAACCGAACGCGGUAUUCACCGGAAUCGCGCUCCAUCGGGUUCGUGAUCGCGAUUGAUAAUCAUCGGCGAAAUGGCUGAUCAGGGCGACACUGAAACUCAGGUCCUCGAGUCCGUGUCUCGGUUUUCUUCGUUGCCUCCUGUUGGUGAUUGCAAGGAUGUAAAGGACGAGACAGUCCUCUUUGAUGAUACAUGGGAGCUUGAUAGUCCUUUAGAAGAAAGCCAGUUGGAGAAACUUGAUUUUGACACCAUAGUAGUGGAUGAUCCUGAUAGCAUGAACAAUGUAGAACUUCAAACAAAAUGUGAGUAUGAGGAGGAGGUUGUGCUGGACAGUGAGGAUGAAGGGAUUUCUAGAACCAAGUUAGCUAGUUCUGUGGACAAGUUUUCUUUCGAUAAACCUGGUAGAAGAGUUAAAGGGAACGGGAUGAACUCACAGAAGAUGCACCUUUAUAUACUUGACGAACAAGCUGAGUACUUAGUGCCCUAUUCUUGUGGAUCCAUUGAUGAUCAACAUGCAACAGACUCACUUGAAGGAGACAAAAAAUUGACAUCUAAUUUUGAGACUUCUGAUUUGGGACAAGAUAAUAAGUUCGCAAAGGUUAACUGCAGUGGUUCUCAGGAACCUGGAGGUUCCUCCCAAGCUAAUGCACUUAACUUUGUGGAUCACUUCUUGUCACUUAACGAUGUGGCCUUGUCUCCAAGAAUGGAUUCCACAAAAACAAUGAAGGAAAAGUCGCCUCAUGUCUCAAGUGCCAAGGGAAUUCAUAGUUUGGCAAAGCGAAUUGUACUCGGAACGCCAAAUGGAGAAAAAGAAAUCUUCAAGUGGGAUGAUGGUGAUCAGCAAGGUGAAGCUGAUUUCUUUCGCAAUAAAUCUGAGGUAAGGCAUCAGAAGGCUAGGCUUUUUGACAGUUCAGGAAGUAAGAGUUCAGCUAACAAGGAUAAACAGAAGCAAGAGUUUGCAAACCUUGAGCAGGAAAUAAUGGCUUCAGCUCCUUCGAAAUCAAGCUUUCCUGUUCAUGGUUCAAAAGAGAUCUGCAGCAUGGUGCAAGUUUCUGAUAUGAAGAUUGAUAAUAACUCUAUCAAGGAGUUGGAAGAAGACCGGUAUGUGAAGAUAUCAGAAGAGUUGCAGCAGUUUGAUGCUUGUAGUAUCAGCGAUUCACUAGACAUGUGUGAUGUCGGGUUUAACACUCAAAUAGCUGCUGAAGCCAUGGAAGCUUUAGCAUAUGCCCCUCCUGCUAACUGUGCUACUGGUGAUGCUCAUUAUGAUACAUGGGAUAACCUUGAAGUUUCAGGUGUCAAUUUAACUUGGAGUAAAGCUCAUGCCGGCCAUCCUUACCCUCAAGAAAGUGUGUGCUUUAAUGUAGGAGAUGUUUCAGUAAAGCGAAAACAAAGAACAGGUCCUGUUGAAAAUUUCCAAGGUACUUCCAAUUCGUCUCAGAAGCACUUUGAAAAUCAGGAUAUAGAAACUAAAAUAAGGAGAACCAAGUCGUUGGCCGGGAGACAAUCAAUUGCUAGGAUUUGUGCCCAUGCGAGUGAAAUUUCCGAGAGAUCCCCAAAGGUCAUAAAGCAUGGAAAAGUGGGCAGGGUCAAAAGGCAGAAUAACAGUAAAGCAUGUGAAAAUAGUAUUUCAUCAAUUGCUGCUGGACACAUUUCUCCUGUCAAAGGAAACGAUCAAGUAGUGCUUGUUUCCCACCAAACCAUGAAUCAUGUGAUAGAGGGUGGAGCAAGAAUGUGCCAGGACCAAUUUGAUAGUACUGGGGAAAGGACAAAUAAUGAUAUGGCGGGUGGCAUCAUCACAUACAAAAGGAGGAGGAGUUUAUCGGCUAAUCCACCAUUGGCAUCAAAAUUUCCCGAAUUGCGUCUUGGCUCAUCUGCGAGAACUAGUAACAACACAAAUGAACCGGAGCAAACCAGUGUGGAUGUUGAUUCUCUAACAAGUUAUUUAAGAUUGGAUUCAUGGAAUUAUCCUAAAAGAAAAAGAACACCCCAUAAAGUGCAAAGCAAUUCUGGCAGAGCUAAUAGACUGUUUGCAUCAUUAGUUACAGCUGAUGAGAAAGUAAGCGCUGCUCAUUCUAAGAGAAGGCAGAAGUUGGAAGAAAAUGUAAGAACAGCUUGCUUAAAUGCAAAAUCAAAAUCAAAAUCAUGGGACUAUCCUACAGGAAAAAGAAGUUUUUGUAGAGUGGGAAACAAUUCCAACAGACCUAAUAAUUUGUGUUCUUCAUUUGUUAUAGUCAAGGAGAAAGAAAGUGAUAGUCAUCCUAAGAAAAGUCAGACAAGGUCGAACUACAAUACUACAGAUGUCUGUGCAAAAGGUGCGUUGGUAGUAACAUCCAAGAAUUUGUCUGAUAAAUGUCACAACAAGACACGCAACAGAAGCCUACCAAAGUCUUCCUCAAGAGAGCGUGUUGGAUUGGCUGCCCCAAAAUCAAAACCUGAAUUUACAUGGAAAGAUUUGAGGAGGCGGAGAGUUAUGACUUAUGUUCGAGUCUUGUUUAGCCAACAUUUGGGUGAUGUCAUUAUCAAGAAGCAAAAAAAGAUAUUGACACGGUUGGGAGCCUCCGUUGCAUCAUCUUUGAUGGAUGCAACUCAUUUUGUAGCCAACAGGUUUGUACGUACUAGGAAUAUGUUGGAAGCCAUUGCUCUCGGCAAACCAGUGGUGACCCAUCUAUGGCUUGAGAGCUGCAGUCAAGCAAGCAGUUUUAUUGAUGAGAUUUCAUACAUCUUGAGGGAUACCAAAAAGGAGAAAGAAAUCGGCUUUCGCCUGCCUGUGUCACUGGCUCAGGCAAUGCAGAAUCCUCUUCUAAAGGGUCGAAGAGUCUUUAUCACAUCAAGUAUAAAACCUGAUAAAGAAAUGCUUGCUUGCUUGGUCAAGGCCGUCCAUGGUCAGGUGGUGGAGAGUUGGCAGAUUCCUUUAGCAGAGGAUCCAAAUCUCCAAGAUGAUUUAUUGAUUCUUUCUUGUGAAGAAGACCAUGCUAUCUGUUUACCUUUCCUUAAUAAAGGAGCAGCAGUUUAUGAAUCAGAACUACUACUGAAUGGGAUAGUUAUCCAGAAAUUGGAAUAUGAGAGGCAUCAGCUCUUCGGACAUCAGGGCAUCAGAAAUCGCCCAAAGUCGAGGUCGAGAUGGUAAUGUAUCCGUGCUUUCCUUAAGGUAAGUGAUGGACCGGAUCCAAUUCAAUUUUGUAUGAUCUGAAAUAUGUUUCUCUCUCAAGAGUGGAGAUAUUGGCUGGCUCCAGAGACACUGCAAAGUGGAGUGCAUUUUUGGUUCACAUGUGUUCACGCAUAGUUUUCAAAAGGUUGCUCAACAUUCAUC
Messenger RNA from Tripterygium wilfordii, 3425 nucleotides. RefSeq lists its product as uncharacterized. The transcript is spliced from 8 exons. NCBI's taxonomy places the organism in Eukaryota, Viridiplantae, Streptophyta, Magnoliopsida, Celastrales, Celastraceae. The record is from RefSeq and is a predicted model, not a curated record. The coding region runs from base 189 to 3242 and encodes 1017 amino acids.